This is a messenger RNA of Triticum aestivum (bread wheat), 962 nucleotides long. RefSeq names its product ATP synthase protein MI25-like. Gene Ontology annotation, biological process: proton motive force-driven ATP synthesis. Bases 23 to 664 code for a protein of 213 amino acids. The transcript has a single exon. The record is from RefSeq and is a predicted model, not a curated record. Gene Ontology annotation, molecular function: proton transmembrane transporter activity. Lineage: Eukaryota; Viridiplantae; Streptophyta; Magnoliopsida; Poales; Poaceae.
AAAAAGAUGGAGUUAUCUGGAGAUGAGAUUUCUUUCUACGGAUAUGAAGGAUAGAAAUAUGCUAUUUGCUGCUAUUCCAUCUAUUUGUGCAUCAAGUCCGAAGAAGAUCUCAAUCUAUAAUGAAGAAAUGAUAGUAGCUCGUUGUUUUAUAGGCUUUCUCAUAUUCAGUCGGAAGAGUUUAGGUAAGACUUUCAAAGAAACUCUCGACGGGAGAAUCGAGUCUAUUCAGGAAGAAUUGCUGCAAUUCUUCAAUCCUAACGAAGUAAUUCCGGAGGAAUCCAAUGAACAACAGCGAUUACUUAGGAUCAGCUUGCGAAUUUGCAGCACCGUAGUAGAAUCAUUACCAAUGGCACGUUGUGCGCCUAAGUGCGAAAAGACAGUGCAAGCUUUGUUAUGCCGAAACCUAAAUAUAAAGUCAGCAACACUUCUAAAUUCCACUUCUUCCCGCCGCAUCCGUCUUCAGGACAAUAUAGUCACAGGUUUUCACUUUUCAGUGAGUGAAAGAUUUGUAUCCGGGUCUACGUUCAAAGCUUCUACCAUAGACCUAAUUCGAGAAGGCUUGAUAGUCCUAAGAAAGGUGAGGGUGGGGGUUCUAUUUAGGAAGAAUAAGAAGAAUCGCAUUCAUGUGUUCAUGCUAACAGAAGAGCGGAUCCAAUACACAUAAGACUUUUUUUCAAGAAAUUCCUAAUGUAAAUGAUGAAUUUGGGAUGUCAUGCCCCACAAGUUAGUUGCCCAAGCGCUCCCUAGGAGGGCAGUCUACCACAAGAUAGAGUUUGAGCCUGGAGCCAAAGCCCCAACCCCUCCAUUUUAGGUUUUUCUCAGGAAAGAAUUUCAGGAAGUCAUAUCGGCCAGAUAAGCCUCUGACGGCUCCAUAUUGAUUUUUCCCCAGUUUUCUUUCAGAAGAAGCGGGAGCCAUUUUGCAUUGAAACUCGGUAUCAGCAGAGUCAUCUCCUGAGAAAGAC